AUGGCUUCGCAAACACAAGUUCUACUUGAGAAGUACAAGAUGUUGCUCAUUGGUGAAACUGGAUCUGGCAAAACAUCUUUCCUGAAUCUCCUCUGCAACUACGGGAUCGUUCAAGAGUUGGGGAUAGACGUUGGAGUCCAGCAUUUUCACUCAUUCAAUGAGAUAAAACUAGAAAAUGCUAUUUCCGAUAAAAUGCAGAGCAAGACCAGUGAUGCACUGAAGUAUACCGUAUCACUGGGAGACACCAACCUUGAAAUAAUCGACACACCAGGCUUUGGUGAUUCAAGACACACGUUACAAGAAUCAUUGAUGCUCUUAAAAAAGAAGAUUACGUCAAUUGUGUUUGCCUUAUCAUCAAUGGAAGAUCCUCCCACAAUACUCAAUAAUAUCAUUGUGGUAUUCACUAAUACCACUGGUUUGCUGCAACUGAGCUUUGACUUGGGAGCGCUGAAGCAUUACUUUGGUCGAAACUUGGAGCACAGCUACUGCAUUGAAAAUCCGUAUUGCCUUUUCGAGAAAGCUAACGAAAAGAAAGGUUUAAUGUCCAAAGAGCUACUAGCUGAGAGCUUAAAAGACGAAUUCGAGAGAACAGCGAAGACAUUGAAUAAACUCUUUGCUACAAUGAAGUCCUUUGAGCUGGUCCAGACAAACGAUUUCCUACGGCUUUAUGAGAAAAAGGAGAAGAUAGAGGUAACCAUAGCAGAAGCUCUUAAAAAGUAUGACACUCAAUCAAAAAUCACAGUUGAAAUAGAAAAAAAAGAAAAAGAGAUUGGUGCUGCCGUCAGUAAAAGUCAGUAUAAUCAAAAAUAUAAGGAGCGUCAAACUACAACUAACAGAGAAUCAAGAGAUACAUCUUACCACAAUACAAUAUGCACAGCAAGUAAUUGCUUUUCAACCUGCCACGAGCACUGCGGUCUACCUCGAGUAGUUGAAACAAAUAAAUUCAAAUAUUGUGCAUGUAUGAAUGGGGAUUAUUGCAGAGUGUGUGGCCAUCAUUAUUCCUCACAUCAGCAUCUGUAUGUUAAGUAUAUAGAUGUGGAACACGUCUGGUGGAAAACUAAUCCUGACAUGGAGAGGAGGUUUCUUGAAGCAAAGAAUGAUGAAGAAAGGGCAACAAUAUUGAAGAAGGAGCUUCAAGAAAAGCAUGAUGCUAUUAUUAAAGAAAAAGAGAAGCUAUUUGAAAUACUUACUCAGGCAAUCGAGGAGUUUCAAGCUUUGGGCAUUAAUCGUAGCUUCAAGAAAGUUUUAAAAAAUCAAGUCUCUAUCAUUGAGCAUCAUUUGGAAGGGCAAGCCGAUUUAGAUCCUAACAGCAGCGGAGCUAAGAAGUUAGAAGAAAGUAGAAAAGAAUUAAAGAAGAAGAUCAAAAUUAUUAAGGAAGCUAAAAAGUAG
Molecule: messenger RNA, 1389 nt
Organism: Amphimedon queenslandica
Lineage: Eukaryota; Metazoa; Porifera; Demospongiae; Haplosclerida; Niphatidae
Exons: 2
Coding region: 1-1389 (462 amino acids)
Molecular function (GO): GTP binding
Source: RefSeq, a predicted model, not a curated record